This is a messenger RNA of Monopterus albus (swamp eel), 1418 nucleotides long. Its product is annotated as dexamethasone-induced Ras-related protein 1-like. The transcript has 2 exons. NCBI's taxonomy places the organism in Eukaryota, Metazoa, Chordata, Actinopteri, Synbranchiformes, Synbranchidae. Gene Ontology annotation, molecular function: GTP binding; G-protein beta-subunit binding; GTPase activity. The record is from RefSeq and is a predicted model, not a curated record. Bases 128 to 928 code for a protein of 266 amino acids. Gene Ontology annotation, biological process: signal transduction.
CCAAUCCUGAAUUGAAACAGAAGCGCACAGCAGAGCAACUAGAUCAUUUCCACUCACCGAAGGCUGCUUAGCUGCCUUUUACGCACACAUAUCUUAGGAAAAGACGUCCACGCACACGGGUUUAACCAUGAUUAAGAAGAUGUCGCCCUCCGAGAGCGACUUUAAUAUCCCUGCAAAGAACUGCUACAGGAUGGUGAUUUUGGGAUCCACUAAAGUUGGAAAAACGGCCAUCGUAUCCCGGUUCCUGAACGGGAGGUUCGACGAACAGUACACGCCGACUAUCGAGGACUUUCACAGGAAACUGUACAGCAUCAAGGGAGACGUUUACCAGCUAGACAUACUGGAUACUUCAGGGAACCACCCGUUCCCCGCCAUGAGGAGACUAUCUAUCCUGACAGGUGACGUGUUCAUCCUCGUUUUCAGCCUGGACAACCGAGACUCCUUCCACGAAGUGCAGCGGCUCAAGCGGCAGAUCUACGAGACCAAGUCGUGCCUGAAAAAUAAAAUCAAAGAGAACAUCGACGUGCCUCUGGUCAUCUGCGGGAACAAGGGCGACAGAGAGUUUUACCGGGAGGUGCAGCAAGAGGAGAUCGAGCAGCUGGUGGCCGGGGACGAGAAGUGUGCGUACUUCGAGAUCUCCGCCAAGCGCAACGAGAACGUGGAUAAGAUGUUUCAGACUCUGUUCACCUUGGCCAAACUACCUCACGAAAUGAGCCCUGACCUUCAUCGGAAAGUGUCCGUACAGUACUGCGACAUGCUGCACAGAAAGUCUCUGAAAAACAAGAAACUGAAGGACACUGGGGAAGCAUACGGUGUGGUCACUCCAUGCGCCCGGAGACCCAGCGUGCACAGCGACCUCAUGUACAUCAAGGAGAAGGCAAUCGGAGGCGGCCAGGGCAAAGACAAAGAGAGAUGUGUGAUCAGCUAAGUAGAAUACGAGGCAGAUACUCGACACAAACCUUUGAAAGCAGAGGGAGCCUGGUGCGUCAGCUUGAGAAGCUGACAUGGGAGGCGAGGAGACGCCCGGCGCAGCGCCGCUUCCGAGGACACCGACUGGACACCCGAGUCCGCUUAAACCGCCAAAAACAAACACUGCCCACAAGACAUUUGAGAGUGUUAUCUUGUUCUGUAAAUCAGGCCCAAUGUGUGACGUGGCUUCAUACCUUGUAAGACUCCCACAUCGAUGAGUAAAAUGUGUUUUGUUGACGCCGUGCCCCUUACAGAUGCCAGAGGGGGGAGGAAAGAGACUCGGCUCAGGAGGUGCAAUGCUGGGGGGAAAUCCCGUUGUUUGCAUCUUAUUGUAAAUUUUAUAUAGGUACGUUUGAAUGUUUUGUUGCGAUCGGAACUAUUUUUAUUGUGAAUGUAUAUUGUCUGUUACUUUUGCAAAGAAGUCGAAGAAAAUAUUAAAAUAAUUUAAA